UUGGGGGAUUUCGGUGCAUGACAGGGAGAACGCUCGGGACUACUCGGGACUACUCGGGUCUGGUCGGGUCGUCCUUGAAGUGAGCAGCGUGAGGAGUGUGAGAGACAGUCGGGGGUUUGUUGUUUUUUAUUUUAUAGAGUAGAGAAGCUUUGGGAAUCACCAUGCCGGUGUUUCACACCAAGACGAUCGAGAGUAUCCUGGAGCCGGUGGCGCAGCAGAUCUCUCACCUGGUCAUCAUGCAUGAAGAGGGAGAAGUUGAUGGGAAGGCGAUUCCUGACCUGAGUGCACCGGUGGCCGCUGUGCAGGCAGCUGUCUGCAAUCUAGUGCGGGUAGGGAAGGAAACAGUACAAACCACAGAAGAUCAGAUCAUGAAGAGAGACAUGCCUUCAGCCUUUAUUAAAGUCGAGAAUGCCUGCACAAAGCUGGUGGAAGCAGCUCGGAUGCUAAAAGCUGAUCCAUAUUCUGUUCCUGCUCGAGAUUACCUUAUUGAUGGCUCGCGUGGUAUCCUCUCAGGCACUUCAGAUCUGCUGCUCACCUUUGAUGAGGCAGAGGUGCGUAAAAUCAUUCGUGUGUGUAAGGGGAUCCUGGAGUACCUGACAGUAGCGGAGGUGGUGGAAACCAUGGAGGACUUAGUCACAUACACUAAAAACCUCGGACCAGGUAUGACCAAGAUGGCAAAGAUGAUUGAUGAGCGGCAGCAGGAACUGACGCACCAGGAGCAUCGCAUGAUGCUGGUUAACUCCAUGAACACAGUGAAGGAGCUGCUGCCCGUCCUCAUAUCAGCUGUAAAAAUCUUCGUGACCACCAAAUCAACCAGGAGCCAUGGUGUGGAGGAGGCUAUGAAGAACAGGAAUUAUACCUUUGACAAGAUGAGCGCUGAGAUCAAUGAGAUCAUUAGAGUGCUUCAGCUGACCUCCUGGGAUGAAGAUGCCUGGGCGAACAAGGACACAGAGGCCAUGAAGCGAGCGCUGUCCCUGAUCGAGUCAAAGAUGAAUCAGGCUAAAGCCUGGCUCAAAGAUCCUAAUGGUCUACCAGGUGCUGCAGGUGAACAUGCUCUGCGACAGAUUCUGGAUGAAGCUGGGAAAGUGGGGGAGCUCUGUGCUGGGAAGGAAAGGAGGGAGAUUCUGGGAAUGGCCAAGACCUUGGCACAGAUGACGGAUCAGGUGUCGGAUGUGCGUGCCAGAGGACAGGGACCGACGCCUGUGGGUAUGCAGAAGGCUCAGCAGGUGGCUCAGGGUUUGGACAUGCUAGUGGGGAAAGUGGAGAAUGCUGCUCGCAAACUGGAGGCUCUGAGUAAUGCCAAGCAGUCCAUCGCUAAAAGAAUCGAUGCUGCUCAGAGCUGGCUGGCUGAUCCCAACGGAGGUCCUGAAGGAGAGGAGAACAUCCGGGCUCUGCUAGCCGAGGCCAAGCGGAUCGCUGAUCUGUGUGAGGACCCCAAGGAGAGAGAUGACAUUCUGCGCUCCAUCAGCGAGAUAGCUGGUCUCACCGCCAAACUGGCAGAUCUGCGCAGACACGGUAAAGGUGAUACCCCUGAAGCCAGACUGCUGGCCAAACAGAUUGGCACGGCUCUGCAGAACCUACAGGCCAAGACCAACCGUGCAGUGGCCAACAUGCGACCCGCCAAGGCUGCCCUGACCCUGGAGGGCAAAAUGGAGCAGGCGCAGCGCUGGAUCAACAACCCCAGUGUGGAUGACCAUGGAAUAGGUCAGGCUGCCUUCCGUGGGCUGAUUGCAGAAGGCCGUAGGUUGGCGAAUUCUUUGCCAGGUCCGUACAGACAGGAGCUGUUGGCGAAGUGUGAGCGUCCCGAGCAGCUGAUGUUGCAGUUGUGCGAUCUGGCGGCGCGAGGAGAAGGAGAAAGUCCUCAGGGUCGAGCCGUGGCUGCUCAGCUUCUCGAUGCUCUGAAAGAUUUGAAAGCGAAGAUGCAGGAGGUGAUGACUCAGGAGGUGUCUGAUGUGUUUAGUGACACUACGACACCCAUCAAGCUCCUGGCUGUGGCAGCAACUGCUCCAACUGAGACCCCCAACCGGGAUGAGGUGUUUGAUGAAAGAUCCUCUAAUUUUGAGAACCAUGCUAACAGGCUGGGGGCAACAGCAGAGAAAGCGGCUGCUGUCGGCACAGCCAACAAGAGCACAGUGGAGGGGAUCCAGGCCACAGUAAAGUCAGCCAGAGAGCUAACACCUCAGGUCAUUUCUGCUGCACGAAUUUUGCUGAAGAACCCUGGCAACCAAGCAGCUUAUGAACACUUUGACACCAUGAAAAACCAGUGGAUCGACAACAUUGAGAAAAUGACGGGAUUGGUAGAUGAAGCUAUCGAUACUAAAUCCCUCCUGGAUGCCUCAGAAGAAGCCAUUAAAAAAGACAUUGAUAAGUGCCGUGUGGCUAUGGCGAACGUCCAGCCCCAGCUGUUGGUAGCUGGAGCCACCAGCAUUGCCAGACGGGCUAACCGGAUACUUCUAGUGGCUAAAAGAGAAGUGGAGAACUCUGAAGACCCAAAGUUCAGAGAGAUGGUUAAAGCAGCGUCAGAUGAACUGAGUAGAACGAUCUCACCCAUGGUAAUGGAUGCCAAGGCUGUGGCAGGAAACAUCCAGAAUCCAGGUCUUCAGAAGAGCUUUUUGGAUUCAGCUUAUAGAAUUCUUUCUGCUGUCGGAAAAGUAAGAGAAGCUUUUCAGCCUCAGGAGCUUGACUUCCCUCCUCCUCCUCCAGAUCUGGAUCAACUACAGGUAAAUGAUGAGCAGGCCCCUCCAAAACCACCUCUCCCUGAAGGAGAAGUUCCUCCCCCCAGACCUCCACCUCCUGAGGAGAAGGACGAGGAGUUUCCCGAGCAGAAAGCCGGGGAGAUGGUGAGCGAGCCGAUGAUGGUGGCUGCCAGACAACUGCACGAUGAAGCCCGCAAGUGGUCUAGCAAGCCCCAGCCCCAGCCCCAGCCCGAAGUGACAGACGAGCGUUUUGUGACCGCUGCGGCGGCCAUAGAUUUAGACGAUGAGGACGAGUUCACAGACAACGAGGACGAUUACGAGCCUGAACUGCUCUUAAUACCCUCCAAUCAGCCUGUUAACCAGUCCAUGCUGGCUGCCGCACAGUCACUGCACCAGGAAGCUCGCAAGUGGUCCAGUAAGGGUAACGACAUUAUUGCAGCAGCCAAACGAAUGGCCCUGCUGAUGGCUGAGAUGUCACGUCUGGUCCGCGGAGGCAGUGGCAACAAACGAGCUCUGAUCCAGUGCGCCAAAGACAUCGCCAAGGCCUCUGAUGAGGUCACACGACUGGCUAAGGAGGUGGCCAAGCAGUGCACUGAUAAACGCAUUCGCACCAACCUACUGCAGGUGUGUGAGCGUAUUCCAACCAUCAGCACUCAGCUGAAGAUUCUGUCUACAGUAAAGGCUACAAUGCUGGGACGUACCAACAUCAGUGAGGAGGAAUCAGAGCAGGCUACUGAGAUGUUGGUCCACAAUGCACAAAACCUGAUGCAGUCGGUGAAGGAGACGGUCAGAGAGGCGGAGGCAGCUUCCAUUAAGAUCCGUACAGACGCAGGCUUUACCCUGCGCUGGGUUCGUAAAACCCCCUGGUACCAGUAAAGCGCUCGUUUCUUCCUUCACAUCCCUCCUUCUGCCUUUCACACUGAGAUACAGUGGUCUGACGGGGUAAAGUAAUGAAAGGACCCUGAUGGACACUGAUCAGAAACUACUUAUACUUCACUUACUUAAUGCCUCACGGUUGGCUUUGUGCAGGAACUGUUCUGUUGGUACGUUUCUUAUGAUUGCUCUUGUCUCUCGAUCUCUCACUGCUUCGUUUAAUGAGUAGUAUCACACAGGAAGAAGAUUUUAAUAUAUUUUUGGUAUGUUGGGUUUCCAGAAUAUCAGGUAUAUCUAUUUUUUUGCAUGGAGAGUUUUUUUUUUUCUAUUUUGUAUUGAAGGACUAUAGCUCAGCCUCUUUAAUGCCUUUCUCAACUAAUGAUUUUCGUAUUUAAAGUGUAUAUAUUUAUAUUUCUUAUUGCUGUCUACACCAGGUUACACAAUUAAAUGCACAACUUAAGAGAAUGUUUUUAGCUUUACUGAGACUCACACAAGCUAAUUUUACCUUUAACUCACCUUUACAUGAAGCAUUACAGAAGGAAAGAAUAGUAUUUAUUGUGCAAUGGUUUUCUCUUGAAUGCCUCACGUAUUAAUGCCAAAGAUUCUGUUUGUUGGUCGUAUAAUCUUGGAAAUGUAUGGAAAUGUUUACUGUGUGACGAAUGUAUUUGAGCUUUAAUGAAGAUUUAAUCUCAGUUUUGGUCAUUUCUAGAGCCUUUAUAAGACUACAUUAAAAAGCUUUUUAUCUCUC
Molecule: messenger RNA, 4317 nt
Organism: Trichomycterus rosablanca
Lineage: Eukaryota; Metazoa; Chordata; Actinopteri; Siluriformes; Trichomycteridae
Gene: vcla
Product: vinculin a
Exons: 22
Coding region: 162-3572 (1136 amino acids)
Biological process (GO): cell adhesion
Cellular component (GO): adherens junction; cytoplasm; plasma membrane
Molecular function (GO): alpha-catenin binding; actin filament binding; beta-catenin binding
Source: RefSeq, a predicted model, not a curated record